Molecule: messenger RNA, 3111 nt
Organism: Neoarius graeffei (lesser salmon catfish)
Lineage: Eukaryota; Metazoa; Chordata; Actinopteri; Siluriformes; Ariidae
Product: transmembrane protein 132D
Exons: 8
Coding region: 1-3111 (1036 amino acids)
Source: RefSeq, a predicted model, not a curated record
AUGGAUGGCCGACUGUUGCUGGAAGGUCUGCCAAGAUAUGGCGCUGUGCCUACGUACCUGCCAGUGCAGUACCAGGUGCUGAAUGCGGAGCUAGCCUUCUUCCUCAAGGAGGCCAACCAGGACAUCAUGAGAAACUCCAGUCUACAGGCACGCACUGAGCUCUUCUUUAUUCAGCAGGCCAGGAGAAACCCUGUGGUCAAUGCUAGUUAUGGACCCUUCUCCGUGCAGCAGCCCAUACCCAUGGAACUCCUUGAUCCAGGGUUCUUCAACAACCCAUCAACAUCAUCUUUAUCUUCUUCAGCUUCUUCUCCACUGUUCACUUUUAACUGGAAGAUUCAGACCUUCAUCAUAAGUGAGCGCAUCCACCUCAGCUGGCCCAAGGUCCAGGUCUUGUUCUAUGUCGUAGGCCGAGACUGGGAUGACUACAGCACUGUGGACCAUCUCCCUUGCAUCCGGAUGUUUGCUUUCCAUGAGACGCAGGAGGUUCGAGGCACAUGCCGUUUGAAAGGUGAACUGGGGCUUUGCGUGGCCGAACUGGAGCCGCUGCCCAGCUGGUUCAGCCCACCUAGUGUGGUGCCUGGGAGACAAAGAACACCUCAAACUGAAGGCACCCCUGUGGAGCUCUACUAUAUGGUACAGUCCACAGAAACCGGCAAAUGUAAACCAGAAAGUUCCCGUAAGGCAGGUGCUAUCCGCUCUGAGCCACAGGGGCCGGCUGGAUACUUUUCAGGGCCUACACCCAUGCGGAGGAUCGGCAGUGUACGUCUGUUUCAGCCACUCUCCGAACUUCGCCUGGACAGGAACUUUGUGGUGAUGGUGCCUUCCAGGCCAUUCAGGCAAAGAGAGACAGUGUCGGUCUUCCUGGCUGCUUCUGCUCUUUCAUCAGUGGAGAUCUUCACCCUCAGGGUGAAGUUGAAAGAUGACGUGGUGUUUUUAGGAGCAAAGGCCACUAAUCCAGUGCAGUGGACCAUCAGUCAGGACGUGAGGAGUGAAGGACACCGAGUUGUUACUCUGCACUGUCGGAGAAAAGACUCCAGCUAUGGCCAGAGGAUGGAGGCAGGGCUUCAGAAGGUUCUGCAGGUGGAUUUGGAGGUGAUUGGCCAGGUGGAUCCUCUGGGCACUCAUUCAGUCACAUGGCAGGUGGAGUACCCCAUGAGCCGCACCUUCUCUGAGGAGAUCCCAACCCUCAUUCGACUCACAUCUCAUGAUGUGGGGGGCAUCGUCCCGCUCGCCAUGGAGACAGAGAUCCUAAACACAGCCGUGCUCACCGGCAGGACUGUCGCCAUGCCCAUCAAAGUGGUCACUGUGGCAAUGGAUGGGGCUGUGACUGAUGUGACAGAGUCUGUGGGGUGUCGAUCAACAGAUGACAAUGUUGUUAAGGUGUCUGAGAGAUGUGACUAUGUGUAUGUGAAUGGGAAGGAGACAAGAGGGAAGGUGAGGAUGAUGUUGAACUUCACUUACAACUACCUGAGCGCCCAUCUGGAGGUGAGUGUGUGGAUGCCCCGCCUACCCCUGCAGAUUGACAUGCCUGACCCUGAACUCAACCAAAUCAAAGGAUGGAGGGUCCCCAUCUCCGGGGGCAACCAGAGAUCUGUAGAUGAUGAUGAAGAUGAAGGGAGCAGGAGGGAUCGAGGCUGUGGUCCACAGUACCAGAGCACUACAGUGCGUGUCCUCACACACUUUGAGGCAGAGCCAGGGGAGGGGCAGGACCAGCCAGACUUCCUGCUGGGCAGUGAUUGGCAGGUAGAUGUGACAGAUAUGGUGAAGGAUUUAUUGAAAGUGGAAGACUCACGAGUGGCCAAAAUUACAGACGGAGCAACGUUGACGGGGCUGACCAUUGGAACCACCAAAGUCCAGGUGAUGUCCCCCCUGUCGGAUUCAGUCCUGGCAGAGAGGACAGUGAGAAUUCUGGAUGAUAAAGUGAGCAUUACAGAUAUCGGCGUGCAGCUUGUGUCAGGCCUUUCACUGUCCCUGCAGCUCAGUCCGGGCAGCAACAAGGCCAUUGCAGCCACAGCCACCACCCAGGACAUCAUGCACAACCCGAAACAGGAGUCCCUUGUCAGUGCUUGGCUGCACUUCAGUGAUGGCUCUGUGACCCCGCUUGACCUUUAUGAUCCUGCACACUUUAUGCUGACAGCCACAUCCUUGGAUGAGCGGGUGGUCUCUGUUCAGAGGGCCGUGUGGUGGAGGUCACCAGUGGUGGUGGUGAAAGGUGAGGGUCAGGGCACGCUGCUGCGCAUUGAGAUGUCCGGAGCCGAUUCGUGCCAGAAAAACAAGCGCCGUAACAUUCUGGCUUCAGUUAGUGCAAACGUUCGCGUUAAAUUUAGCCAUAAUGAUGAUGGCAACAACAGGAGGAACAGACCCAAUUCUCCAUCCACUGGAGACUCCAUUUCAGAGGCAGGGAUGGUCAACAGAGGAGCCACGACCAUUAAAACGGGUUCUCCUUUUGGAGAUGAACGCCCAAUUGGAGAUAUUCCUGCAGACUUCUCAAAUUUUCCAGCACAGGCUGAACUUCCUCAUGGACGCACCACAGAAGAAGAGUUGCUACAAGCCCGACGCAGCCUGACAGACCUUGAAAUUGGCAUGUAUGCCCUACUGGGAGUCUUCUGCCUGGCCAUCUUGGUGUUUCUCAUCAACUGUGUCUCCUAUGCCCUCCAGUAUCAAAACAAACAGCUCCCCCUGGAAGGCCAGGAGAGCAUGACACAUGCUCAUGACUGGGUGUGGUUGGGGCACGAAGGUGAGCUAAUGGAGAACCAUGAUGGCAUGUGCUUACAGCAGGAUGAGCUCAGCGCGCCCAUGGACUCUACCCUGGGUAUAGAGGAGGCCAGCCAGCUCCUCAAUGGACUCUUGGGCCAGAAAAGUGCACAAGGUCAGGGAGGACGAGAGCACAAGAGCGAGACAGGAAACUCACCCACCACCAAGAGGAAACGGGUUAAAUUCACCACCUUCAGCCACUCCAAGCCAGGCAAUGACUGCCUGGGUACAAGCCCACUAGGCAUUGGGAAAAAUGAUAUCCAGUGGGUUUGCCCGGACAUCGAGCUUGGGGACUCCAUAGAACUUCGGAGCUACAUGGAGAGGCUAAAUGAGAAUGCCACAAAGAAUGUCGCAUAG